AUGCCCAACGCACUCCGUGAUCUCACCGAGACUUUCGUGGAUGAGGAAAACAGCCUCAUUUUUGAGAAAAAUGUCUCCAUCCCUCUCAAAGCCGACGGGACCGUUAUUCGGUGCAACGUUUACCGUCCCAAAGCCGAGGGCAAGUACCCUGUUCUGGUCACGUAUGGGCCAUAUGGGAAGGACAUUUACUAUGGAGACUUUCACCCCAAAUCCUAUUCCGAGGUAAAUCCUGAGCAUAAAUCCAAAUAUGCCGCAUGGGAAACGCCCGAGCCGGUCUUUUGGACUGCCCGCGGCUAUGCGAUUGUGAGAGCCGAUGAGCGAGGCCUGGGCCAGUCCCCCGGCGUGUUGGACACCAUGUCUGCAGGCACGGCAAACUGCUUCUUCCAGGUUGUCGAAUGGGCCGCGGACCAGCAGUGGUCUUCCGGCAAGGUUGGCCUUCUGGGGGUCAGUUACUAUGCGGGAAGCCAAUGGCGAGUGGCAGCAAAGCGGCCGAAGGGCCUCGCAUGUGUCAUUCCCUGGGAGGGAAUGUCCGACUAUUACCGCGACCGUUGCCGCCACGGAGGUAUCUUUUCGAACAACUUUAUCAACUUCUGGUGGAACCGGCAGGUCAUCACUAACCAGUACGGCCGACCUGGUAGAGCAGGUGCCAAGUGGGGGGAGGACACCAUCGAGGGCGAUCUAUCAUCUGAAGAGCUUCUGGCCAAUGUGCGUGACCAGAAUUUGGACAACGAGGCGAACAGGUUCCUUGAUGAUGAGUAUUAUGCGUCCAAGAUCUUUCCGCCAGAGGAUAUUGAAGUGCCGCUUCUAUCAGUGGCUAACUGGGGAGGCAUCUCCCUUCACCUGCGAGGAAACGUUGAGGGCUACACGUACGCAGGGUCGAAAUCCAAGUGGCUGCGCUUCAUUGUUGGACGCCACGAUCUCCCAUUUUACUACAAAGAGGAGGUCGAUGUGCAGGUGAGUUUCCUUGAGGCGUUCCUCAAAGACAACGACUACGCCGGAUGGAAAUCUGGCAAGGUUCCUCCCGUGAGUGUGUGCCUGCGCAAGGGCAACGUCGGGUUCAACAACCCCGAGGGUGAAAAGACGUUCCCCCGUCGCGAGGAGCAAGAAUGGCCGAUUGCGCGUACGGUCUAUACAAAGUACUAUCUCACCCCAUCGCGCGUCCUCACCGAACUGCAACGACCGACGGUGAACCCAACAAAGCUCUCAUACAAGGCGUUUGGCGCUCAGGCCGAUUCCCACAUGCUCCAGUUCAACACGGCACCUGCAACAGCCGAGUACGAGGUCACCGGCCAUAUUGUUGCGCACCUCAACGUGUCCGUGACGAGCGCCAUCUCGCCGCCACCGGCCAACCUCGACCUAGAUCUCUUUGUCACUUUGAGGCACCUUUCCGCCACCGGAACCGAGAUUUACUACACCGGCUCAUCCGGUGACGCGGUUCCGGUGACUAAAGGAUGGUUGAGGCUCAGCAUGCGGAAGGUGAACGAGGCAAGUCCCCGUCAUCGGGAAUACCUUCCCUGGAGGGAAUACCGCUCGACCGAUGUCCUCCCGGUAAAAAAUGAGGAGAUUUACACAUGCGAUGUGGAAUUAUGGCCCACAAACCUUGUCGUCCAGGAGGGCGAAACCCUCAUGUUUGAAAUUGCUUCAGAGGACACUCAAGGCGCUGGAUUGUUCAAGCACAACUCUCCAAUAGACAGACCAAAGGAGAAGUUCGGCGGAGAAAAUCACAUCCAUUUUGGUGAAUCGCUCGAGAAUUACCUUGUGCUUCCGAUCAUCCCAAAGGCUGCUUGA
Molecule: messenger RNA, 1788 nt
Organism: Aspergillus calidoustus
Lineage: Eukaryota; Fungi; Ascomycota; Eurotiomycetes; Eurotiales; Aspergillaceae
Source: the annotation of a GenBank genome assembly